Molecule: messenger RNA, 939 nt
Organism: Letharia lupina
Lineage: Eukaryota; Fungi; Ascomycota; Lecanoromycetes; Lecanorales; Parmeliaceae
Exons: 2
Coding region: 1-939 (312 amino acids)
Source: RefSeq, a predicted model, not a curated record
AUGGAGUCCAACUAUCCAUACUCGCAGAAUGCCAACCAACCCCACUCGCAACAAGCCAGAGAUGAACAUCGACCAACACAUUUUCAGAAUGGCCUUUCCGGCCAACAAGCAGGCUUUGGGUUAGGACCAACGCCAGAUACUGAGACCUACGGCUAUCCAGUCUCACAGUACCAUGGCUCCCAUACGCAACAAACGCGCUUCCAGGGUUCCCAAGAACCUCAACACACAGACUUUGCCUUGCAUCAACCUCUGUAUAACCCUGUUACGGGUAUCAUCAACGACCCUUUCCUGUCGGAUACCGAUUUUCAGUACCAGGAAACGGAUUACCGUACACAGUAUACUGGUAUUGGCGCCAACCCUUCUUGGCCGCAUGUCGGCUUUCAAAACCAGCAGACGGGAUCCUAUACACAGUACACUGGCGUGGGCAAUAACCCUCCAUGGCCCCAUGUCGGCCUUCAAGCUGCGCAGCCAGCCUUUGCUUCCCCUCAUCAGGAAGCGGACUUUGGUCACGGGUUUCAAUUCGAACCUUCAACUGUUGCUCUGCAGUAUAAUCAGCAGCAACAAGCGGAUCGCAACUUCCAGCCAUAUCAUCCAGGUGCUGUUGCGUCAGGACAUCACCAACAAGCCGCAGGCUUUGGCGUUCCACAACAAAUACAACCAAGUUGGGAUGGAACACAAGCGCCACAAUGGCAGCCAGGGUAUACGCAACAGCGAGUCACGGUUCCAGCAGUAGACCUUCAGGAUCUGCACCUGUCUCAACUACGGGUUUUGCUUGAGAUGCAUGGAGCUCCACUGAUGUUCGACUAUCGGGAUUUGAACUUGGAUCAGUUGAGAAAGAUGAUGGGGAAGCGCGGCAUUCGUUUCAGAAAAGACCGAUGCAGCAAGGCCGAUCUUAUUCAAGCGCUCCAAAAUUAUGAUCGAUUCAAGGGAACGGGAUGA